Molecule: messenger RNA, 1999 nt
Organism: Didymodactylos carnosus
Lineage: Eukaryota; Metazoa; Rotifera; Eurotatoria; Philodinida; Philodinidae
Source: the annotation of a GenBank genome assembly
AUGCUGGCAGAUGUCUUAUUUGGUUCAGAAUUCUUGGCUCUAUCAGGCCAUAUGCGUUUAACGAUUUGGCUAGAAUGUUUGAGUGAUUUAUGUACAUUAUUCACUUAUUUACCAUUAUUAGAAUAUUUAUCAAUUCAAGGAACUUCUCGUACUAAUUUGGAUGAUAAUGAACAUGCAAUAUUGAAAUCGUUUGAAUUUAAUAAAUUCACAACAAAAUUAAUUUAUUUUAAAUUAGUACCUGGUGGUCAUCGUUCAUUCGAUUAUGACUUAUUCGAUCGAAUUAUUCGAAAUUUAACAAAUUUAAAAUCUCUUUCAUUUGAUCUAUUUACAAAAGAACGAAAUAUUGAUGGUUAUCGUCUACAAAAAACAUUAUCAUCAAUAAAUUUAUCUUAUUUAGAAUUUCGUUUAGUUUUAUGUUACUAUGACUAUCCAUGCCAUCGUAAUCCUCAAAUAACAAAUGAAAAUGUAUAUUUAUGUUCAACAUUUACGCAAAUUCAACAAUGGAAUAUUUGUUGUCAUUAUGAUGUAUUAAGACAAUCAUAUUUAAUUUAUACGAAACCGUGGAUAAAUAAUGUUGCAUUUGGUUGGAUAUUUGAAGUAUUGAUCAAUACGGAAUUAAAAAAUGAUUUUUAUAAUGUUAAAUAUGUUAAUUUUUGUAAUUCAGAUAAGCAACAUUUAACGUUUAAUUUAUUAACAAAAUAUUUUCCGAAUAUUAUUCAUCUGAGAUUAUUUCAAGAAUUCGAUCCUUCUCCUUCUUUAUUAUCGUUAAGAAGUACAACAGAAAUAACAAAACCAUUAAUAUUAAAUUAUUGUACGACAUUAAUAACACAUGAUAGUACUUCAUCAUCAUAUUUUAAUCGUAUUUUAUCUGUUUUACCAAAUUUAGAAUAUCUUACAGUACAAAAUAAUUGUUUAUACGAAUGUGAAAAAAAUUUAAUACCAAAACGAAUUCGACGAUUAAAUUUAAUUGUAACAAAUCGGUUGUAUGAAUUAACGAAUUCUACAUUAUGUCGUUUUCUACAAUUGUUAGAAUGUUUGUGGAUUGAGGAUAACAAUGAUACACCAUCAUCAGAAACAAUGAACAUUGUACAAUUAGUAGAACAAUUAUUCACACAAUUACCAUUUUUAUACAAUUUUAAAUAUAUAAAAGAAAAGAAAAAUAUUGAUUUUAGUGUAGAAUCAUUUGAUAAAAUGCUUUUGUUUUAUAGUGUAGAAUUAGAGGACAACUUUUAUGAUGAAUCGUGUUUUCGAAGUGGAGAGACAACAGCUAAACGAUGGAUUUCUUCUGAAAUGACCACGCCAUUCUUUAGCAAGGGACGGGGUAGAUCCCUUAUAUUGUCGGAUUUUCUAACAGCACACCCAGAUAAUCCCUUUUUUCAACUAUCGGUUGGUGAGUGGAGAGCAGCGACGGCAAAACAUCCUGAAUUAUUAGAAGAAGAUUAUAUUAAAUAUAUUGAAAGGUCUGCAUCGGCAUCAAUUCAAGUCGGAUACGAGGGAUACUUCGACAACGACGCAGUUAUUAGCCAGUUUACUCGUUUGUUCAAGAUGUUACCGUUCAAGGAAGCAUAUCAAAAUCAUUCUAUUAAUAUUAUAGUUGAUAAUGCUCGUACUCACAGUGCUAAGGAAUUUUCGUUGGAAGGAUUCGGUAUGAAAGUUAACACACGCUAUGCCGUUGAUCAGAUUCAAUAUUUUGAUGAAACGGGAAAACAGCAAACAAUUGAUUGUUACUUCAAGCGUGGUGAAAAUAAAGGAAAAUCAAAGGGAUUACUUGUCUUAGCGAAGGAACUAAAAGUCAAGAUACCGGUCAACGUCAAAUUAGAAGAAUUGAAACGUUUGUUAGGUUUACAUCGUGCAUUUCAGAAUGUAAGAUUAUUUUCCGUCUUCUCUCCUUUGUUAUUUGAGGGUGUCGUCGUUUCUUAUAAUUUUUGUAGGCAUCUAGGUUAGAGAAGGUUGCUGAGCAGUACGGUGUCACGAUAUCAUUCUCGCCAAAAUUCCAUUG